CGUCCCAAAGAAAGUAAACAGCUCACUUGCUUUUUGGCAAUGCUUAGAUAAGGUUCUGGAAUAUCUUCACUCUGGUCUUUUCUCAAGCUAAAGUUUGUCUGAAAAAUGGCAACACGAGUCUUUUUGCGUUCUGACGAGGAGUUUAUGAAGGACCGUGAGAAGGACAUUGCAUCUCUACACCUUAACAGCCCAGAGUCCUUGGGUAAAGGCAUCCAAGAUAAUGACAGAGAUCUCCUGAAGAAGAAAUCCGGACUUGAAGGUUUUCGAGGUGUCAAUUUGCCAGAUAAGUUUAAGUGGAAUCUUGGCUACACAACGGAAAAUGGCAUUCAGGAGAGCAUCACACAACGGGACCCCCAGCUAGCCCUCAGGUCUACGGAGAAGGUACAGGAUGUGCGGAGGUCCAGAGAAGCUCUGUAUAAUGACCUUCUUGAAGAAUACAGACAGCUGCCUUCUCCAGUUCGGUCUUCACUCCGAUCUCCAGGGAAAUCUCCCACUCGGCUCAAGGAGGGCUUCAGGGUGACAUUCGCAGACAACACCACUUUGGACUCGGCCUCUAAUGGUACUGUGAAGCCAGCCUGGACAUCUACAGCUCAGACUUCUGUGUCCAAUGGAACAGAACGCUCCUUUGCUUCCAGAGAGUCUCAGACUGCAAAGUCUGCAAAGAUGGCUGAUACUGAUGAGAAGGCAAAUAAUUUGAAGGGUGGGUCGCUACUUGAGAAGCCCUACCAAACACCCUUCACUAAUCUUCUCAAGAGUCAGAUCAACAAGACUGAUGCUGAUGUGGAUGCAGACAAGGCAAAGAACCUGGAACCAGGCCUAUCCUCCAAGUACCUGGAUCCUACUCCUAUCUACUCUGCUGAUCGGGUGUCCUCUCGUCAGGGCCUGGGUGACAGAUUCUCCUCAUUUCCUCUCAACUCCUUCACUUUUCCUUCCACCGAGGAACUCCUUAAGAAACCUUUGACUUGGUCCCAAGAGAAAACACAAAGGAAUCGCCCUCAGUACCAAUCAUCCAGUUCAUCUAUACGGAGAACUGGCAGUUUGAACAGUCUGCUGACGAAGCUGGAGCAGCGAGCACCUGUGGUGGAGGUUUCUGAGAAUUUGGAUAACCCGGUGCCACACAGCACCAGCCCACUUCCUAUUUCAAAUAUCCUUUCAGUGUUGAAGCAACUCCUGGAUCUUGUUGACCGCCACUGGAAUGGCUCCAAAUCACUGCACCAGAAUCACGAGUUCUUGACUCCAGCACAUGAUUUGCUGGCAGGACUGAGCACCUCAGCAAGUGUAGAUUCUCAGCAAAUAAAGAAGCUGGAGCAGAAGAUCCAAGAACUGACUGAAGAAAACAGGUCCCUGAAGAGUCGACCCAGUAUGAUGCUCAAUUCACUGGAGCUGCAAAAAGUUAGGCUGCAGCUGACAGAGACUGAGGAUGACCUGGAAGCCCUGAAGACAAGAUUAGCUGAUGUGGUGCAAGAAAAUAACAAUCUGAGGAUGCAGAUAAUGAAGACAGAACUGAAUUCCUCAUCCUCCCUGCUCUCUCCUGGAAUGGGUACUUCCCAGAAGAUGACAGAUCUAACUGUCAGUCAGCAAGUAAAGCAUUUUGGCAGACUGGAGGAAGCCAUGAACAUGCUGCGGGAGAGCCACAGGUCCUUGGUUUCCACAAAUGACUAUUUACUCCAGCGGCUUAGCAAAAGUGGGGAGCCAGCCAGUCACCCUCUUGAUGACUUCUCUUCCAAAGCCGUUGCGUCUCGCCGUGCCACAGGGUCACCACCUCUGGCGUCUGCUACACGAGUCAGUCAGUACAGCCGGCUCAGCACAUGCCCCAUUUGACUCAGUUAGACCUGAUUUGAGUCUUGAAGACAAACCGAACCUCCAGACAAGACUUGGUCAACGUAUUUAGUACCAUAAGCAUUUAAAAAGAUUGCAAAGGGAGCAGAAUUACCUCCAGCCUUCCAGCUUGGGCUUCUGUGACUUUGGAUGUGACCUCAUGUGUCCUUCAAGCAUUGCUAUCCGACUGACCACCACAAAGGUCAUACUGUAGUGGGAUUUCUGAUUGUACCUCCACGCUCAUCAAGGAGGAUGAGGACGUCACUGAACACAGAAUAUUGAAAGGAUGAUAAGCAGGUUAAGACCAGCCAAGCUUGACUGUUCAUUUACCUUCCAGAAUUUCUGAAUGCAUGUCCUUCAGUCCUUCAGUCCUCCCGCUUGAAAGACUCACACCAGGGAGGGUGGGCUGCCUGGACACGUAGUUGGAUGCAGUCUUGCAGUGACUGCCUUUACAUCAGGAGUCAUUCAAUGGCUGAAUAUUCAGAAUGGAUUCCUGGUCCUGGUCCUGGAGGAGCCACUGAACAACCUUCUUAAGUACGGCCAGCUUCUGCUUUUCAUUAAGCCUUUGCUUGAUUGAUGAUCUGCUUUUUCUGGCUCAUCUUUUAGCCAUCCAGCUCAGGAACUCCUGCUAUGAGCUGCAAACCUUAGCAAACUGUGUGUGUGAGUGAAGUUCCACCGAGUACAGGCUCAAAACACUGGAAUAAGUCCACAGGAGAAACACAACAACUCUGACAAGUUUCAUGACUUACACUCAUAAAACUUCAUAUUAGUAUCACCCACAGCACAACAGGUUGCUGGAAUUGGGUUAAAAUAAGCAUGAAGUCCAUCUGCUCAUUCUGAAAUGUUCACUUUUUGAUUUAUUUCUUUACAGAUUGUAAUGAACUGAUAAUUUAAAAACGUCUUUACAGAUUUGAGGGCACUGAAUCUAAAUCUGGUCACGGAAUUGCUCAGGCACAUAAAGCUUUUGAGAGGGAGAGAUUUAAAACGAAGAAAAGCUAUUAUUUUAGAGAAAAAUGUAAUAUAUUUUUAAAACAAAUUAUUUACACUUGAAAAUUUAGAAAUUACACACAUCAUUUUUUAUUUUUAAUAUAAUUAUGACUUACAAAAAGCAUCCACUUGGUAGAUUCUUCCUCUUAUAGUCCCCUGAAGGUGUUUCACCAUGAUGGACUCACUCAGUCCACUGUCCACCAGACGUCUGUCCAUGUGUGUGAUGUCCUGGUGGGACUUCUCCCCGUGUUCAUCAGAGACCACUUCUCUGUUCUCAGGGGGACAAAAUCUAAAGGAGAGUGCAGGCAGUGGAUUGUAAAAGACAAGCUGCAUACAAGAAGUAGGCACAGGAGGACAGAAGCUCCUCAAGUUGUUCCUCACAGUUUUCCAUCUUUGAAUUCCCACGAAUAUCGUGGCCCAGGCUUUUUGUUUUUUUUCAGUGAAGGAAGGCCGUGACAGCUUUUACUAUUUGCUUAAGACAAUGGAUGGAUCAACCAAACCUUACAAAUAUCCAUAAAAAACAUUUAAACAACAACUUUCACUGUUUUGGACAAUAAAAAGACAUCUUUGUAACCUU
Molecule: messenger RNA, 3382 nt
Organism: Erpetoichthys calabaricus (reedfish)
Lineage: Eukaryota; Metazoa; Chordata; Cladistia; Polypteriformes; Polypteridae
Product: leucine-rich repeat-containing protein 36-like
Exons: 11
Coding region: 106-1821 (571 amino acids)
Source: RefSeq, a predicted model, not a curated record